CCCGUCCCCGUCCCGGCGCUGCGGGCCGGCAUGGCGGAGCCCCUGACGGGUGCGGGUAUCGGUGCCGCGGAGCUGCCGCUGCGGGCGCGGCUGAGCUUCGCGACCGGGCACUUCCUGAACGAUCUGUGCGCAUCGCUGUGGUUCACCUACCUGCUGCUCUACCUGCACGCCGUGCUGGGCUACGGGCACCGCCUUGCCGGUGCCCUGCUGCUGGCCGGGCAGGCGGCCGACGGGCUCUGCACGCCGCUCCUCGGUUACGAAGCCGACCGCUCCGCCGGUUGCGGCCGCUACGGGCGGAGAAAGUCCUGGCACCUGGCCGGCACCACCUGCGUCCUCGUGUCCUUCCCCUUCAUCUUCAACCCCUGCCUGGGUUGCAAGGACAACACGCCGCAGUGGGCAGCCUUCAUCUACUACCUCCCCUUCAUCAUCAUCUUCCAAUUCGGCUGGGCGGCCACGCAGAUCUCCCACCUGUCCCUCAUCCCUGAGCUGGUGACCAGUGACCAUGAGAAGGUGGAGCUCACAGCUUUCAGGUAUGCCUUUACCGUCAUGGCCAAUAUCACUGUGUAUGGCCUGGCCUGGCUCCUGCUGAACUUCCAGGUGGACCAGCCUGACCACACAGAGCACCUAGGCAUCCAGGAUGUCCCUAUAUUUCGGAACCUGUCCCUCAUUGUGGUGGGGCUGGGAGCUGUGUUCUCCCUCAUCUUCCACCUGGGCACCAAAGAGAAGCCGUACCCGCCGGGCUCGCUGCCCCAGCUGGAGGAGAGCACGCCCCUGCUGCAGAAGGAGCCUACGAGCCCCCCGCGCCCACUGCUGAUCUGGAAAGACUGGUUGCUGGAGCCUGCCUUCUACCAGGUCGCGGUGCUCUACAUGUCCACCCGGCUCAUCGUCAACCUGUCCCAGACCUACAUCGCCAUGUACCUGACCAACUCGCUGCUGCUGCCCAAGAAAUACAUCGCCACCAUCCCCCUGGUGAUGUACAUCAGCGGCUUCCUCUCCUCCUUCCUCAUGAAGCCUGUCAAUAAGUGGAUAGGCCGGAAUCUGACCUACUUCGUGGGCAUCCUGGUGAUCUUGGCCUUUGCCUCCUGGGUGACCCUGGCCAGGCAGAUGGGAGCGGAGAUCUACGGGGCGGCCGUGCUGCUUGGGGCCGGCUCCGCCACUAUCCUGGUCACCUCCCUCUCCAUGACAGCGGACCUCAUCGGCACCAACACGCACAGCGGCGCGUUCGUCUAUGGCGCCAUGAGCUUCACAGACAAGAUGGCCAACGGCCUGGCUGUGAUGGCGAUCCAGAACCUGCACCCGUGCCCGACUGAGCUCUGCUGCCCUGCCUGCGUCAGCUUCUACCACUGGGUGAUGGUGUUGGUCACCGGAGGCAUUGCCAUUGCCGCCAUCGCCUCUCUGUGCUGCAUCAUGGUCUGGCCCAUCCGUAUCCGCUACCAUGGCCCCGGCUGCAGGGAGGCAGCGGGAGCCCUGUCCCGGCGGGAGGUGCCCUGCCCGCAAGGGGACCCUCAUGAUGCUGUCUGCCUGCGGGGGCUGAGUGGAGCGGAGACCUCCUAUGGCGGGACAGACAGCAUGGAGGGAAGGAGCCGGAGUGGCACCGUCAACUGAGCAGGGCCCGUGUCCUCGGCCACCGUGGUGUCCAUGCUGCUGAGCUCUGCCUGGAGGGACCCCCGCAGCAGGGGACAGCAGUGGGAUGGGGCGCUGGGCUUGGGGGACUCUGCCCCCCGACCUGUCUUCCUGUCACCUUGCACUGGACUCGUGUGUCCCACACCCCCUCCCCGUGCCCUGCCUGGGGACUUGUGAAGGAUGUCACCCUGUGCUUGCACAAGUGUUAACACUAGAAGGCCCUGGGCCGGGCUGCGGAGGUCGGUCCCAGCACGGGGGACGGGUGCCCGGCCCUCGGUUUUAACCUGCUUUUGUAAGGUCAGUAUGUACAAACGGCACUUUUUAAAGGAGGAGAAAAAGGAGAGAAAACAAACAAAACCCAAACACAACAAAGCACCUCUAACCAUGGA
Grus americana (Whooping crane) is the source of this 2012-nucleotide messenger RNA. RefSeq names its product major facilitator superfamily domain containing 12 (gene MFSD12). Bases 31 to 1605 code for a protein of 524 amino acids. Lineage: Eukaryota; Metazoa; Chordata; Aves; Gruiformes; Gruidae. The transcript has 11 exons. The record is from RefSeq and is a predicted model, not a curated record. Gene Ontology annotation, biological process: carbohydrate transport. Gene Ontology annotation, molecular function: symporter activity. Gene Ontology annotation, cellular component: membrane.